Solea solea (common sole) is the source of this 3018-nucleotide messenger RNA. RefSeq names its product Rac GTPase activating protein 1 (gene racgap1). The record is from RefSeq and is a predicted model, not a curated record. Gene Ontology annotation, biological process: signal transduction. Bases 187 to 2082 code for a protein of 631 amino acids. The transcript is spliced from 17 exons. NCBI's taxonomy places the organism in Eukaryota, Metazoa, Chordata, Actinopteri, Pleuronectiformes, Soleidae.
AAAUACAAGGCGCUCAUUGAAGCGGUGGCUGCGGAAGGACGGUGGAACAGCGAGCUGGUCCCUUUAUAUAAAGAAAAGAAAAGAAAAUAUAAGAAAAGAAAAAAGAAACAAUAAACCCCAACUUCUGUGGGGUUUUAACACUACAACUUUUCUCCACAGCAGUAACGGACCAGAAACUAUAUCAUCAUGGACACUGCUGUGCUGAGCCUUCAGACCAUAUAUGAUAAGAUGAGAAUGCAAGUUGACGUCCUCAAUGAAAGCAUUGAACCCAACUUCAUUCAGAUGGCCCAAAACUUUGAUGACUGCCGUCGCAGAUGGUUGAGGACAGAGCAGGAUUUGGGGUCUUGCAAAGAGAUUCUCACCAAAACAGAAACAGAGAGGGGAGCUUUGGAGGUCAAAUUGAAACAUGCCCGCAACCAAGUAGAUGUGGAGAUCCGGCGCAGACAGAAGGCUGAGUCUGAAUGCGAGAAGUUGGACCGUCAAAUUCAGUUGAUUCGUGACCUCUUGACCAGCGAGGGAUCCACCAACAGUAUCCAGCUAAGUGCAGAGCAACGCUCAGCUCUGGCCUUCCUGAACACGAAUUGUCAAACACCAGUCAACAUCAAUACCAGUCGGAGACUGACGAGGAUAGAUGAGUCUGCCUCAAUCCUGUCAGAUAUCAGCUAUGACAAAACGGAUGACUCUCUUGAUUGGGACUCAUCCACUGUGAGGACAGUUCGCCUUAAGAAACGAGAAAAAAGGCGCACCUCAAGGAAUCAUGUCGAUGGGCCUCCACUUGCCUCCAAAAGGUCUCGAUCAACAGGCAGAACUUCAGAAAAGGGAAAUGAGACUCUGAUAACAAAGACCACAGUAACUGUCCCUGCUAAUGGAGGACCUGUUGAGGCAGUUUCUACCAUUGAAACGAUUCCCUACUGGACUCGCAGCAGGAGGAGGACUGCUGCCAUGGAGUGGGACUCUGAGUCUGUCAAAUCAGUGGAUGUCUUCAAGCAGCCGUCCGUCCCUGAGGGAGAGAGAAAAGCUCAGCCCAGCACUCCACAGAACAACGGAUGUGUCCGGCUUCACGAGUUUGUCUCCAAAACUGUCAUUAAGCCAGAAUCCUGUGUUCCAUGUGGAAAGAGGAUCAAGUUUGGCAAGAUCUCACUGAAGUGUCGGGACUGCAGGGUGGUCUCACACCCUGAGUGUCGCGAGCGUUGCCCUCUGCCAUGCAUCCCUAACGUGGGUGCCACACCAGUCAAAAUUGGAGAGGGUGUGCUUGCAGACUAUGUUUCCGACAUGUCACCCAUGAUUCCCCCUCUUGUGGUGCACUGUAUCAGUGAGAUUGAGCAAAGAGGGCUACACGAGACUGGACUGUACCGUCUGUCUGGUUCCGAUCGCACAGUAAAGGAGCUGAAGGAGAAGUUUCUCCGAAGCAAAAAUAUUCCUGUGCUCAGCAAAGUGGACGACAUCCAUGCCAUCACUGGACUCCUCAAGGACUUCCUGAGGAACCUCAAGGAACCUCUCCUCACCUUCCGCCUUAACCAUGCUUUCAUGGAUGCAGCUGAGGUUUCUGAUGACGACAACAGUAUAGCUCUGAUGUACCAAACCGUUGGCGACCUGCCGCAGCCCAACAGAGACACACUGGCUUUCUUAGUCCUUCACCUUCAGAGAGUCGCUGACAGUUUGGACACCAGGAUGGACAUCAGUAACCUGGCUCGAAUUUUUGGUCCGACUAUUGUGGGUCAUGCAGUUCCCAACCCAGAUCCUAUGACAAUUCUACAGGAUACCAAGCGACAGGCUAAGGUGGUGGAGCGUCUGCUGGCUCUGCCAGUGGGUUACUGGGGCCACUUUGUGAUGGUGGAAAAUGAGCCGCCAAAAGCGGACCAUCUGAUCAUUGAGAAUUCCAACUGCUAUGCCACUCCUGAGAGAGUGAGCAUGUUGGGGCCUCUGACCACUCCAGAGCACCAGCUCAAUAAAACCCCCUCCUCCAGCUCCUUGUCUCAGCGCAUGAAGUCAACUCUGACACCCAGAUUUGGGAGCAAGAGCAAAUCUGCAGUCGGCUUCUCUCGCCAAGGAAAGUUCUUUGCAUCACCGCUCCUCAAAUAAUCCAGAGCAGCUACAUGUAACUUUCAUUUAUACAGCAGUAACAAGGUACUGCUCUCAUACCAGCUAUAAACGCCUCCAUAGUAAUCGUCGUCUUCCCAAUACUUAUAAUCGUUUUUUAAUAUGUCUCAAUUAUAAGAGUUGUGUUUUGUUUGUGAACUGAUAUUUUUUUUAACCAGAUAGUAGGUUCCCAUGUCUAUGCACACUUGUGUCUUUAAGGGACAUUUUUGUAUGAUAUCCUCAUGUCCCGCCUUUAGCACAAUGGGAAUUUACUAUGUACUCACUCGUUUGCAGAAGUGUGCUCUUAGAUGAAGGUGUGUCGUACUUGCAGUUUUAUUGUGAUGUGCUUCUAUAUCUAAUAAUUUCCUUUGAGUUUUUUCAGCUCAUGUGUCACUCAGAAGUUGAAGAACUCAUUUGUUGGCAUUUCAGUUUAUUUUGUAGUUGAAUGUGUGACUGCUUGUAACAGUAUCUUUUUAGUUUUGAUGUGUAUUUCAUUUCCAUUUGUAUCCAGUUUUGCUAUCAUUCCCCUUGCAAUUUGUACUGUAAUUGUUCAUAUUUGAACGAGGAAAGAGUACUUAUUGGACUUGAGUGGGAAGAUCUUUGUCAUCGUCUGUCACACUGACUGAGCGUUUGUCAUCUAUCUCACAGGGACAAAAUUUAGUUGCUGCUGCUGUUUUUACAGUGUAGCUUGCACUGCCAGUGAUCAGCAGAAAGACUUGACGUUUUUAUGCUGUAAACACAAAUUAUUUUGCUCCUUCCGUGUUUAAAGAUCUGUGUAAUUUGUUUGUACAAUGGGAGGUUGCUUAUGAUAUUAUGUACAAAAUGCAAUUACCUUGUAGGCUUUGCCAGUUCAGUUACUGUGGCAUUAAAUUAACUAUAGGCACAAUUUUGUACUGAAACACUUAAUUCAUGUCACAAAAUACAUUUCUAACAUUUGGA